AUGCCUGCGAAUCAAUUUUACUUGCUGGGCGAGGCCAUCAACUCAGCCCGAGGCAUUGAUAUCGAGUCAAACAUUGACAUCGAAGGCCUUCAACUCUUGAUCGCCGGCCAAUUUGCAAUUGUCGAGCCAAACGGCAUCGGCUUCCAAACCGAAGAUGCAAACCUCAACACUCCCACAGAGAUUCUGGCGAGCGAAAGCCCAAUCGCAAUCUCAAUAGACGGCAAAGCUGUCCGUGAAAUCCCAGGACCAAAAGGCCUUCCCUUCGUAGGCAACUUCUUCGAAAUUUACCCAGACCACUUGGGAAACCACCAACGCCUCUUUGACCAAUACGGCCCGAUAAUCCGCACAACAAACAUGGGCCGAACAGUCUACCAAACAAAUGACCCAGAACUCUCCUCAAUCGUCUUCGCCGAGUCAGACUUCUUCACCAAGAAGAUCCAAGAAGGCCAUCCCCUCCACCCAAUCAAGAACCAACAAGCGGGUGUCUUCCUCGGUGACACCGAUACACCGGAAUGGCGUGCAGCACACAAGUUCUUGCCUCCGGCAUUGGGACCAAAGGCUGUGCGACACUAUGCACCUACCAUGCAGGACACUGUCGAGGAUGCGUUUAGUGUGUUUGACGAGCUUGAUGAGCGUGGUGAGGCUUGGAAUGUCUACCAAUACAUGCUUAAGCUUGGUUCGCAGGCCGUCGGUAAGUUGGUGCUGGGCAUGGACUUUAAGCAUUUCUCUGCUAUUGAUGCGCCGCCUCAUGAGCUUGUCUACCGUAUUGCUGAGUCGCUGGAACUUAACAAGAAGGUUACCGCCCGUGGCGAUUGGUAUGCCAAGAUGCCGUUCGGAGAUCCUAAGCGGUUGAGGGAUGCGCGUGGACGUAUCAUCGAGAUGGUCAACGAGUCUAUUGCCAAUGCCUCUCGAGGUGGUGUUGAGGAUCUGCCAUUGCAGGAUGCUGCAUUGAAGGCGGAUAACAUGAUUGACUACAUCAUCCGCGCAACAGACAACAAAGGCGAAAAACUUCCCAAAACCAGCCUAAUGGAAGCCCUAGUCGUAGCAACCGGUGCAGGCUUCACAACAACCAGCUCCCUUCUCUCCUGGCUCCUCUACUCCCUCGUCAACUACGAAGGAAUGCAAGAACGCCUGCUCCAAGAACUAAUCGACAAUGACAUCGACGAAAACACACCCAUGACAGCCGACCUAACAGACCGCCUGACCUUCCUCGACAAAUUCAUCAAAGAAACCCAACGCCGCCACAACCCCUCCUACCAACCGGCGCGCACAGCACGCGUUGACAUGAUCCUGCCUGGCGGCUACAAGCUGCCCCAGGACUCAAUCGUCAUCCCGGCCCUGCACCACAUCCACAACAACCCAGCUGUGUGGAAUAACCCUGCCCGCUUCGAUCCCGAUCGUUGGGACACGGAUGAUGUCAAGAAUAGACACAAGAGUGCUUAUGUGCCUUUUGCUGCGGGUCCUCGGAUGUGUAUUGGUUUCAGCUUUGCGCUACAGGAGGUUAAGGUAUUUUUGCCGAAGUUGCUGUAUCGGUAUCGCUUUACCCGGGAGAAUGAUGGCGCUGUCGAGUAUGAUCCUAUGUUCCAGUUGAUUCGGCCGACGAAUUUGUAUGUUCGUGCUGAGCGACGGGUGAAGUGGCCCGUUAAGACGGAAAACUAG
Messenger RNA from Penicillium antarcticum, 1659 nucleotides. RefSeq names its product cytochrome P450. Bases 1 to 1659 code for a protein of 552 amino acids. Gene Ontology annotation, molecular function: iron ion binding; oxidoreductase activity, acting on paired donors, with incorporation or reduction of molecular oxygen; monooxygenase activity. The record is from RefSeq and is a predicted model, not a curated record. The transcript has 3 exons. Lineage: Eukaryota; Fungi; Ascomycota; Eurotiomycetes; Eurotiales; Aspergillaceae.